AUGUUUCAGGAGACCUUCAUCAGCACCAUCGGUGUGGAUUUCAAGAUCAGGAACGUCACCAUCAAUGACAAGGUUGUGAAGCUUCAAAUUUGGGACACUGCUGGCCAGGAGCGGUUCCGUACCAUCACGAGCAGCUACUACCGAGGGGCGCACGGCAUCAUCGUGGUGUACGACAUCACCGAUCAGGCCUCGUUCAACAACGCCAAGAUGUGGCUCAACGAGAUCGAGCGCUACGCGUGCGGCAACGUCACCAAGCUGCUGGUGGGCAACAAGGCCGACAUGAACAACAAGCGAGUGAUCGAGGCCACCACGGCCAAGGCCUUCGCCACCCAGCAGGGCAUGCUCUUCAGCGAGGCCUCGGCCAAGGCCGGCCAGGGCGUGGAAGACGCCUUCAUGCACCUCGUCAAGGAGAUCUUCGACAGACGCGUCGCCGUCAGCGAGCAGCAGCAGAAGAAGCCCGAGAUCGUGCUUGGCGCUGGCGAGGACAUCGGCAAGAAGAAGGGCGGAUGCUGCGCCUAA
Molecule: messenger RNA, 519 nt
Organism: Acanthamoeba castellanii str. Neff
Lineage: Eukaryota; Discosea; Longamoebia; Acanthamoebidae
Product: Ras-related protein Rab-1A, putative
Exons: 2
Coding region: 1-519 (172 amino acids)
Molecular function (GO): GTPase activity; GTP binding
Source: RefSeq, a predicted model, not a curated record